UAUAAAGGCAGAUCGUGAAAUCAUGUCAUCGAUUAAAAGUUUGAAAAGCACCAGUAUUCACUUCCCGGACUAUUUUCCUACAUUUUCAAGGCAAAUAACAUAGCUACUCCCUUAAGCAGCAUUAGCUAUCCCGCAAGAUAUCAUAAACUAAACAUACACCAUGGCGCCUGAGAGAUCGAUUUCAGAGCUCGCAGAGCUCAUCCAGAAGAAUGCCAAAAUCCUGGAGGACGGAACGAAAGGCCAACCGGGUAGCGACUUCUCGCUCAAUUUCACCUUACCCCCGGCUGCGCCAAAGCUCGACGCAUCCCUCGAGGUGGCCAAGGCAGAAGCUAUCGAGGCAGCGGAUGAGCUCAAGGCCCGUCUCUUGGGGCCGUUUCUGUACUUGGGUUCUUUGGUCCUCCCAGUGCCUUCUAUCAUCGUCAUCUGUUCCUGCUUGUACCAUUUCAAGAUAGGCUCUCAUGUCCCAGUACAGCCUGGCUCGUCAAUCACAUAUGAGGACCUGGCCGCUCGCUGCGGAAUGCCACUAGAUGAUCUCCGCCGCGUACUGCAGGCAGCGAUCGCAUACCGCAUCUUCGACGAGGAUACGCCAGACACCUCAGUGAAACAUAACAACAUCUCAGCGCUCUUCGGUUUAGCUCCGGGUAUGGUUGACGCACUCAGCCUCCUCGCAGAGGACAACCCUGCCGGCGCAAUGAAGUUUGUCGAGAGCCUGCGACGCUACCCUGGGAGCGGAGAGCCGGGCCACUCGGCACGCAUGGUCUUGGAACGAGCUGAGAGAGGCCUUUCGAACGACGACGUCGCGGAUCCGACGAAGGGUUUCUUCGACUUGAUCGCCGAAGACACGGCGCGCGUCACACGUUUCCGGAACACGAUGGACAUGGGGACGAGACAGCCAGGGUAUGCAGCGUCGUACUUCCUCGACAGCGUGCCGUGGGACGAUACCACGCGCUGCCCGAAGACCAUCGUCGACAUCGCCGGCGCAGGCGGUGACGUGAGUAAGCAGAUUCUCCGGCGCUACGCAGGCGUUGCAAAGGCCACAUCCGUCGACCUGCCAGAGGUAGUCGAGAUUGCCGAAAUCCCGGAGGAUCUCCAGGGCAGGCUCACUUUCGCGCCGUACAACUUCCUCACGGAGACCAUGUCGCACGAGGCAGACGCUUACGUCUUCCGACAUAUCUUCCACGACUGGAGCGACCAGUACGCGGUGAAGAUCCUGAAGAACCUCGCGCCGGCGCUCAAAGCAGGCACGCGGGUCUGGAUCAACGAGGUUGUUCUUCCCGAACUCGGCGCCACCGACCAUAUCAACGAUCAGAGGCAGAGGAGCGCGGACAUAAUGAUGAAACUAGGCUUUAACGGCAAGGAGCGAAGCAGGCGCGGCUGGGAGGAUAUCUUUGCCGAGGCCGACAAGCGCUUCCGAAUCCAGAGUAUCGUGCAGCCCAAGGGAGCAAUUGAUUCGGUCAUCGAAGUCGUCUUCGACGGUUGAUGUCUAGGUAGUUAAGAGCGGGCUAACUCCUUGCCUCUGUAUAAUACUCCAGUGUACAUUACUAAUUUUCAAAUCAUUUGGACUUACAUAGUACUCCAGUCUCUCUAUGGAGGCUGCUAUUUAUUAGUUGUCAUUUUUAUCAUUCACGCUCAGUCUCAGGGGACAAAUCACUGCGAGUGAGUCAGUUGCUGUGAAGUUGAAAGAGAGUCACGAUGUGUAUGAAUAAACAAACGCAAGAUCAACAUC
Messenger RNA from Xylaria bambusicola, 1726 nucleotides. RefSeq names its product S-adenosyl-L-methionine-dependent methyltransferase. Lineage: Eukaryota; Fungi; Ascomycota; Sordariomycetes; Xylariales; Xylariaceae. The record is from RefSeq and is a predicted model, not a curated record. Bases 161 to 1480 code for a protein of 439 amino acids. Gene Ontology annotation, molecular function: O-methyltransferase activity. The transcript has 3 exons.